Messenger RNA from Gekko japonicus, 756 nucleotides. Its product is annotated as aquaporin-7-like. Gene Ontology annotation, molecular function: glycerol channel activity; water channel activity; urea transmembrane transporter activity. Gene Ontology annotation, biological process: glycerol transmembrane transport; water transport. The coding region runs from base 46 to 756 and encodes 236 amino acids. NCBI's taxonomy places the organism in Eukaryota, Metazoa, Chordata, Lepidosauria, Squamata, Gekkonidae. Gene Ontology annotation, cellular component: plasma membrane; basolateral plasma membrane. The transcript has 6 exons. The record is from RefSeq and is a predicted model, not a curated record.
UGAGGAGUGUGCCGGGAGCAUCGAGGCAGGGACUGAAUCGCCUGGAUGCCAGAGACGAAGAUGCUGGAGAAAUUCACCAGCCGACUGGCGAUCAAGAAUGCAACUGUCCGAGAGGCCCUGGCCGAGGCCCUGGCGACAUUCCUCUUAAUGCUCUUUGGCACGGGCUCCGUUGCCCAGGUGGUGCUGGGAAAGCAAAUGUAUGGAACGUUCUUGAGCAUCAACCUGGGGUAUGGAUUCGGGGUCAUGAUGGGCAUCCAUGCGGCUGGUGGCAUCUCAGGUGCUCACAUGAACGCAGCGGUAACCUUUGCAAACUGUGCGAUUGGAAACCUCCCCUGGUGCAAGCUUCCAGCAUACGUAAUCGGCCAGUUCCUGGGAUCGUUCAUUGCAUCUGCUAGUGUUUUCUUAAUGUACUAUGACGCUCUGCAGGAUUACACCGGAGGAAACCUGACUGUUAUAGGGCCGACUGCUACAGCUGGGAUCUUCGCCACAUACCCGGCUCCAUACAUGUCUGUGUGGAGAGGGUUCAUCCAAGAGUUCAUUGCCACCGCUGUGCUGGUCAUUGGCAUCCUGGCCAUCAAUGACAAGAAGAAUGCAGCGGCCCUUCCGGGCACCAACGCCUUCAUCAUUGGACUUCUGGUUACUGCGAUCGGCAUAUCACUGGGCAUGAACACCGGCUAUGCCAUCAACCCUUCCCGGGAUCUGCCACCGAGGAUCUUCACGGCUAUAGCUGGCUGGGGCCUGGAAGUCUUCAGGUGA